AUGUCCGAACGUUUACGCGAACGACUUGGAUACUUCUCUGAGGAACUAGAUGGUCAAAUACGGUCCGCGUCACCGGCUGGAUCGCGAUCACCACGUCGAUCCAGUCGAUCUCCUCGGCCACCAAAUGGAGAGCCGGCGAUUGCGGUAGCGAUACCGUUAGUACGUGAUUCUCGUCCCGAUAUUACAGCAUGGCCUGCACCACCACAAAAUCUACCGUUAACCUGUAUUAGUGGAAAUGUACGGACUCCCAUAGCAGCACCUGUACGACCAUCAGUUUCACCUGUAGCCGUAUCACCGGUAUCAAAUGGUGGUAGUACUAAGACAGAAAUCGAUGAUCCUACAACUUUACUUACUAUGUUAAAAGUAGCGGCAGCAACAAGUGCUAAUGGUAGGAUUACGGACAAUGAACCACGAAAAGGAGUUCCAAGAGUGCGAGAAACGGAAUUGAAGAAGAAAAUCCAGACACUUGAAGAGACUGUGGCUGAAUAUGAACGCCAAAAAUACAAUGUAAUGGGAACAUUUAGUGAAUACAGAGAACGUGUGGCAGAACGUGAACGAAAACUCGAAGCUGAAUAUUCAAGUAAAAUAAUCGCACUCUCUGAGGAGGUAUUAGGAGCGAAGAAGGAUUUUGAGGCUCGUAUGAAGAGUUUCCAAGCGUUACAGGAUAAAUUUGAACGUGAGAAGGAACAAGCGUUAGAGAAACUACGACAAGAGCAUCAAAAAGAGAUUCAACUAUUGGAGCAACGUUUCUCCGAAUCACAAUUGCUGAAUCUAGAACAGAAGUAUAUGAUUGAAAUUCAACGAUUAGAAGAGGAGAGAAAAUCGCUACGAUCCGAGAAGGAACGCUUAGGCGAAACAUUCGAGAUGAAACUUCGACGAGCGCAAUCACUUUAUGAAACUGAACUCACCGCCGCAAAAAUGUUGUACACAAAAGAAUUGGAAGCACUGAGAGAUCACGAGGAUGCGCUGAAAGAAGAACUCUUAGCGAGACAGGAUGAGUUCCAUGAUCGUCUACAGGAACUGCAACAUCAAGCCCGUAGAAGUCGAGAUGAGUUGGCUAGCUGUAAAAAUGAAGUGACAGCAUUGGAACGGAAGCUCCAAUCGAAAGAAGCUGAAGUUCGAGCGAUCAGUAAAGAAUUGGAUGAUGCUCGAACUGAAACCAACGAUGCCUUGAAACGUUUAUCUCAGUCAGUUGCCGAAUUUAAUGAACAUAGAGUGAAAUUUCAACAACAAGAAGAGGAGCUAAGAAAAAAAUCAAAAUUACUAAAUGUGGUGGAAGCUGCAAAAACGAAACUUGAAGGAGUGAUUCGUGAUCUUCAGACUGAAGUUCGAGCUCUGAAGAAUAAGGUUGAAUUUUUGGAAAAGGAGCGUGAAAAUCUUCAAAGUCAAAGUGAAAGCCAAGCAAAAUUACAAAAUUCCCAAGUGAACGCUCUUGAAGCUGUGCUCGAAAGUGUUACGAAAGAAAAGGAAGCGACCAAAGAACACUAUGAGGGAUUACUGGUAAAAGAACGGCAGCAGGCUGAAGCUCGUGAACAUGCGAUGAAAAAAGAGUUUAGUAGUAAAUUGAAUGAACUUGAGGAACAGUACACUAGUUUGAAGGAGGAUCUGGAACAUUCGGCUCGAUUGGAUAGGGAUGAACUAAGAGAAGCUACACAACACGAGAUUCAAACUCUUAGAACUGAAAAGACGUUACUUGAAGCGGAAGUCACUGCGUUGAAACAAAAGUUCCUGGAUGGAAAUGAGACUGAGGAUCAACUCACGGAACAACUCAAUGUUAUUGUUAAUGAAACAGCAGGACUUACACGAACAUUAGAAGAAUAUCGUCAACGAAUUAAUAGCAAAGAUGAGGAGAUUACCGCACUUCGACGACGAGUCGACCAGGAACAGAGUCUAUCCGAAGAGCAAAUACGAGUGAUCAAGGAUGAACUUAGAAGUGAAAUGCUGUCAUCAGACGAAUAUCAGAAUAGCCUCAUGGAAAUAGAACGAUUACAUUCGGAGAUAGCUAAGUAUGAAAGAAAACGUGAAAAAGAAGAAGAGGCUGAAAAUGAAAGUGUCGAAGUGGUGAAGAAAUUACAGGCGGAAAAUGAAGAGUUGAAGGGGAAAAUCCACGGCAUGGAGGAGAGCAAAGGAGGCGAGGAAUUGAAAUCAUUGAUGUCUUCACUUAUCGAAAAGGAGAAAGAAUUAUCAUCUUUGAAGGAAGAUGCGGCAAAAUUGAUAGAAGAAAACGAAAAACUUCACAAUGAAAAAGAACGCAGAAAGUACUCGGAUGAAGCACUAAGAGAAGAGAUGGCAAUACUUCAAAGUGAUAAUCUUGAGAAAACAAGUCAGAUUGAAGCUUUGCACGUCCGAGUUAAUGAACUUCUCGAUCAAAUGGGAGGAAUUAAAGAAGAAUUGGAUAAGAAAACCGUUGAAUUGCAACAAAUCGGUGAUCGUUCUGAAAUGAAACUAGAAGCGUCGAAUCUAGAUGCUGAAGAAAAAACUAGGAUUCUUAGUAUGGAGCACGAGAAAGUCGUCAGUCAAUUUAAACAACGUGAAGAACAAAUGGAGCAAGAAAUACAACGGUUGAAGCAAGAAAUUAACGGUAACGAGAGCUCAAAGAAGCAGGUCGACAGCAUUGUUGAAAAAUUGAAAGAAGAGGUCCGGAAAAAGGAGACAGCGAUGGGACAAAUGGAAAUUGACAUCGGUGAAACAAAGAAUCUGCUUACCGAUAAGGAGCAGCAGCUCAAAGUAAAUCAAGCAACAAUCAUCUCAUUAGAAGAGAAGCUGAAGAAAAAUAAGAUAGAACAAGAUGAGAAGAUCCAAAAAAUGCAGGAAGAAAUGACAGCUCUCGUUGCUAGCCGCGAAGAAGAGCAGAAACCGGAAACGUUUUGCAUGGAAAUCCAGACCGAUCCUUUAAAACCGCCAUCUCCAGUACAAAUUGUGGAUUUGGCCAGAGAAAAAGAGCUCAAAUCCCGAAUCGCUGAGUUAGAGCAUGCUUUAGAGAUGAAGAACGAUCUAAUUGAAAAACUUCAUGAACAAAUACCAGAUAAAUCUGCAGAAGACGUAUCGUUAAAGAAAAAGGAUCGAUCGCAAAGUAUGACAAGUGGCGGUGUUUUUCAAAAUUUCGUCAGCCAAAUGAAAGAUAAACGUGAUGAAGCGAAUGAACGAAGUAAGAAAAAAGAAGCCGAGAGAAAAGCGGAAAAAGCUGCUAAAGAAGCUGCUCGAGAGAUUAUCAAGGAACGAUCACCAAUGCGUUCAAAAUCACCGUCAUUAUUGACACGUUUACGCGAUCGAAGUCCAGCAAAAACGCGAUCACCUUUGGACAAUCUGGAAACGACACCAUCAACGUCAAGCAGGAACCUUUUGAUGCCUAGCGAUGCGGAACGAUUGGAACGUAAAGGUUCACCGUCACGACCUCUAUUCAGUCGUUAUCGAAAAGAACCAAGAGAUACGGAAAAACGACCAGCAUGGAAAUUCUAG
Molecule: messenger RNA, 3459 nt
Organism: Necator americanus (New World hookworm)
Lineage: Eukaryota; Metazoa; Nematoda; Chromadorea; Rhabditida; Ancylostomatidae
Exons: 30
Coding region: 1-3459 (1152 amino acids)
Source: RefSeq, a predicted model, not a curated record